AUGGGUCAAAAAGGCAUUCGGACAGCUCUAAAGGUCGACCUGAACAGACCUGCCAGUGAACAGGCAGGCUUGCAUAACAGAUGGCAUCCCGACGUCCCGGCCUACGGAAAGAUCGCCAACAAUGAAGUCGUUAAAAUCGAAUGUGUCGACUGGACAGGCGGCCAAAUCGGAAACAAUGACUCCGCCGACGAUAUCAAGAACGUAGAUCUGACCAAAAUCCACUAUCUAUCCGGCCCUUUCGACAUCGAAACCGCCGAGCCCGGCGAUGUCCUAGUCGUCGAGGUCCAGGACGUACAACCAUUUGAAGAUCAACCAUGGGGAUUCACCGGAAUAUUCCACAAAGAUAAUGGCGGAGGCUUCCUAGACAAGCUGUAUCCUGAAGCAGCAAAAGCAAUCUGGGACUUUGAAGGGAUUUUCUGCUCAUCCCGACAUAUCCCUGGUGUUCGCUUCGCGGGACUCAUUCAUCCCGGAAUUCUGGGCUGUGCCCCAUCAGCGGAGGUUCUAGCUGAAUGGAAUCGUCGCGAGGGCGAGCUGAUUGCCGCCAACACGGACGCUGAUCAGAUUGUUGCCCAACCGCCGAAUCCUCAGAAUACCCAUGGUGGAUGUGCUACCCAUGACGUGCUGAGCAAGAUUGCGAAAGAGGGUGCGCGGACUAUUCCAGGCCGUCCCGAACACGGCGGGAACUGCGAUAUCAAAAACCUUUCCCGCGGAUCAAAGGUAUACCUACCCGUCCACGUCCCUGGAGCCAAAUUCUCCGUCGGAGACCUGCAUUUCUCACAAGGGGAUGGCGAAAUCUCAUUCUGCGGAGCCAUCGAGAUGGCCGGUGUCAUCACGCUCAAGUUUACAGUUAUGAAGGAUGGUAUGGCGAAGCUAGGCAUGAAGUCGCCAAUCUUCCACGCAGGGCCGGUGGAGCCGCAAUUCGGGCCCGGUCGAUACUUGACAUUCGAGGGGUUCUCGGUUGACGAGAAUGGCAAGCAGCAUUUCCUGGAUGCGACUGUUGCCUAUAGGCAGACUUGUCUCCGGGUUAUUGAAUAUCUGAGACGCUAUGGUUAUAGUGAUUAUCAGAUUUACCUGCUGCUUAGCUGUGCGCCGGUGCAGGGUCAUAUUGCGGGGAUAGUGGAUGUUCCGAAUGCGUGCACUACGCUUUCGUUGCCGAUGGAUAUCUUUGACUUUGAUAUUAGACCUGAGGCUGAGGUGGUCAAGAAGGAUAUGGGGACUUGUGCUUUUGUGAGCAAGUAG
Messenger RNA from Penicillium bovifimosum, 1239 nucleotides. Its product is annotated as acetamidase/formamidase family protein. Gene Ontology annotation, molecular function: hydrolase activity, acting on carbon-nitrogen (but not peptide) bonds, in linear amides. The record is from RefSeq and is a predicted model, not a curated record. The transcript is spliced from 5 exons. The coding region runs from base 1 to 1239 and encodes 412 amino acids. Lineage: Eukaryota; Fungi; Ascomycota; Eurotiomycetes; Eurotiales; Aspergillaceae.